Molecule: messenger RNA, 919 nt
Organism: Nannospalax galili (Upper Galilee mountains blind mole rat)
Lineage: Eukaryota; Metazoa; Chordata; Mammalia; Rodentia; Spalacidae
Product: zinc-alpha-2-glycoprotein-like
Exons: 1
Biological process (GO): immune response
Cellular component (GO): external side of plasma membrane
Source: RefSeq, a predicted model, not a curated record
CCCAGGUCCUCAUACUUGCAUGGCAAAGGCUAUAUCCACUGAGCCAGUUCCCAGCCCCCAUUCAAUCUGUUGCCAUCAGAAGUCAAUACACAGUAACAGAGACAGGAAACAAGACAGUCACUGUGGACAUACCUUGGUCCGUCAGGGAAGGUUUAGGGGAAUCCUCAGCUCUUCCUGAACUUCAUAAAGGUCUCCUACAGGAGUCAGAUUGCAGAGCUGUGCUGACGGCCUCCAAGGAGUUGGUAGUGGAAGAGACUCGGCAGGAAAAUGUCCACCUCAAGUUCUCAGUGUCCACCUUUUUUCCUUCCACAGAUCCUCCCACUGUGACAAUCACCAGCCACGGGCCCCCAGGAAGAAACAGGACACUCAAAUGUCUGGCCUACGACUUCUAUCCACAAAGAAUUAGACUACACUGGAACCGAGCUGGCAAGAUGUUAGAGUCUGAAUCGGGGAGAGAUAGUCUUCCUGAUGGAAAUGGCACUUACCAGUCUUGGGUGGUGGUGAAAGUCCCCCCUCAGGACAGAGCCCCCUACUUCUGUCACAUAGAGCACAGUGGGCUGUCGCAGCCUCUCAGAGUGCAGUGGGUCGAGAUGAAAAAGGCAAAAGUCGAAGAUAACACGGGGAUUCAGCCCCAGUAAGUUCCCUUUCUACUGAUGUGAGAACGCUGAACUUCAGAAGUCAGUAUUACCAACAAGGCCUCCUGUAGCACACACAAUGGGAAUCCAGGUGGUAGCUAUGGAGACAGAAGACUUGAAUGCCAAGCACUGAGUUCACUCUCAAUAUCAAAUCAUCUUGCCUUGCCAAACUCCUCACUGAUUAAUCUGUAAACUCUCACAAUAAUCCUUGUGCCCAGAACAGCAGAGAAAAGUGUUUCUAAACUAUGAGAUGUUGUAAAACCAUGAGCUGAUUUUAUUCUUUA